GAGCUGGGAAAAGGGAGGCAGAGGAGGCGGAGGCGGAGGCAGAGCCCGAGCCCGAGCCUGAUCCCGAGCCCGAGCCGGAGCCGCAGCCGGGCGCCGAGACCGACCGACAGACCGCCGGGGCUGGGCCACACAGAGCCGGCCCGGCGAGUCCUCCCGCGACCCGAGCCAGGUCCCUGAGAGCCGGGCCCCGGACUGGCCCGGGAGUCAGGAGGAGCGCCAGAGCAGAUCCCGAGUAAGGCUUUCCUGGGCCUCCGACGAGGGCUGGCCCUUUUGAAGGCGCCUCCUUCAACAGCAGGACCAGACAGGCCACCAUGACCGAGAAUUCCACGUCCACCCCUGCGGCCAAGCCCAAGCGGGCCAAGGCCUCCAAGAAGUCCACAGACCACCCCAAGUAUUCAGACAUGAUCGUGGCUGCCAUCCAGGCGGAGAAGAACCGCGCUGGCUCCUCGCGCCAGUCCAUCCAGAAGUACAUCAAGAGCCACUACAAGGUGGGUGAGAACGCCGACUCGCAGAUCAAGUUGUCCAUCAAACGCCUGGUCACCACUGGGGUCCUCAAGCAGACCAAAGGGGUGGGUGCCUCAGGGUCCUUCCGGCUGGCCAAAAGCGACGAGCCCAAGAGGUCAGUGGCCUUCAAGAAGACGAAGAAGGAAGUCAAGAAGGUGGCCACGCCAAAGAAGGCAGCCAAGCCCAAGAAGGCUGCUUCCAAAGCCCCAAGCAAGAAGCCCAAAGCCACCCCAGUCAAGAAGGCCAAGAAGAAGCCGGCUGCCACGCCCAAGAAAACCAAAAAACCCAAGACUGUCAAGGCCAAGCCAGUCAAGGCAUCCAAGCCUAAGAAGGGCAAACCAGUGAAACCCAAAGCCAAGUCCAGUGCCAAGAGGGCCAGCAAGAAGAAGUGACAAUGAGGCUUUUCUUGUGGACAUUCCUGCCUGUCUCCUAUUUUCUGUAAAUACUUUUCUCUUUUCUUCCCUCUUGAUCUUCAUCUGCAGUCCUUUGCCCCUUUCUAUUCUGACUUCAUAAGAGAAUUUGGAUUCCUCAGAAAUUAGGGAAUAAUUCGUUUUUCCUUAACCAAUCGUGCAA
Molecule: messenger RNA, 1077 nt
Organism: Odobenus rosmarus divergens (Pacific walrus)
Lineage: Eukaryota; Metazoa; Chordata; Mammalia; Carnivora; Odobenidae
Product: histone H1.0-like
Exons: 1
Coding region: 312-896 (194 amino acids)
Biological process (GO): nucleosome assembly; chromosome condensation; negative regulation of DNA recombination
Cellular component (GO): nucleosome; nucleus
Molecular function (GO): structural constituent of chromatin; nucleosomal DNA binding; double-stranded DNA binding
Source: RefSeq, a predicted model, not a curated record